AUGGAUAUUUUACGGGUGCGACUUCAGUCUCAAUCUCCCAUAUUGAAAAUUGGUGCAGAUGAUGGCACAAAUAGAGGAGCGUUUAUUCAUCCGAAUGUGAAUUUUCGACGUUUUAUCGCACCAUCGCCAUCCAACAAAUACGAUCUUAUAAUAGCGCAUCGUCUAUUCGUUGAGCUUGGCUCACACCAGUCGCGUAUGGAUCUUAUCAAUACGCUUUGGAAUAGAGCAAAUAAAUUUUUGGUACUGAUCGACUCGAAUUUGGACGAUAGUUUCAAAGCGUUGAUGGAGGCUCGUGAUUUCAUUCUAAUUGCUGGUAGUGAAAUUCAUGCUGAUGAAAUGAGACGGUUAAUUGAUGAAAUGAGCCUGGAAAAUGCUGACGCUAUCGAGACAGUGCUCAACGAUAGAAGCUUGUCGAGUUUCGAGCGAUUCACUCUUUUAAGAGAAAUGGUUCCAUCCGAAAUUCAGCUACCUACACGUGUACCAACGGGUUUCGUUUAUGCGCCUUGCCCUCAUGAUCAAGGUUGUCCUAAGCUUUCAUCGAAACACAAGUAA
Molecule: messenger RNA, 552 nt
Organism: Anisakis simplex (herring worm)
Lineage: Eukaryota; Metazoa; Nematoda; Chromadorea; Rhabditida; Anisakidae
Source: the annotation of a GenBank genome assembly